Ogataea polymorpha is the source of this 1648-nucleotide messenger RNA. RefSeq lists its product as uncharacterized. The coding region runs from base 1 to 1215 and encodes 404 amino acids. Lineage: Eukaryota; Fungi; Ascomycota; Pichiomycetes; Pichiales; Pichiaceae. Gene Ontology annotation, cellular component: nucleus. The record is from RefSeq and is a predicted model, not a curated record. The transcript has a single exon. Gene Ontology annotation, molecular function: exonuclease activity; nucleic acid binding.
AUGUCGAAGCGGAAGAUCGAAAGCGUUGACCCGUUUGAUUCCACACCAGAUGUUGUAAAACUUGUUCCGCGGCCGGUUAUUCCUUUUUCGCCAGCAAAGUACGAGGAAAGAAGACAUUAUCUUCGAAUAUUUCAUGAACAAUUGGAAAAACUUGGAACUCCUAAUUCUGUUGUUACUGCUGUUGAUCAAGAACAUGAUGUGGCAACCAACAGCAAAACACAGCCACAAUACGUUCGAAUGAUUAAGCGACGGAUGUAUGAAAUAGUGAAGAAAAAACCCAAGCUCGAUUCUACUUCAAAAGGUCUGUCUAGCGAGGAAUAUAUCAGGAGGUUGCAGCAUUUAUGUGUUUCCAGACAGACGCUCUUGAGACACGGCUUCAUAUUGGAUGUACCGGAAGCAAGGAAACAUAGUGAGACACUUGAGUGCGCACAUUGCAAAGUGUCAUUUCUGGCUGCUGAGGAGUACCUACCGGCUCAUAAGAGCGUGUGCAGGUUUCAUCCAGGGAAAAUUAUCACCAGCUUAAGCUCGGGAAUUAAAAAAUGGAACCACAACUAUGCAAAUCGCCACUAUUCAUGUUGUAAUGAGACUCCUGGCCACACGGAGGGUUGUCAAGAGCUGUCAAAGCAUGUUUUUAAGUUGAAUGAUCCGGCAGAAAUGCAUUAUCAGCGGCCAUUUGCAACUAUUCAAGAAUUGCGCGAAAAGCUCAACAUUAAAGAUAAGCCUGAAUACACAGCUAUUGGGCUGGACUGCGAGAUGUGCUAUACCUCGUGUGGGUUCGAAAUGAUGAAAUUGAGUCUUGUCAAGUUCCCAGAGUGCACUCUGAUCAUGGACGAGAUUGUCAAACCCAAGGGCGAUGUAAUUGAUCUGAAUACGUUUGUUUCUGGUGUCGAGUCGAUUCCGGAAAACGCAAUGACAUGGGAGCAAAUGCUUGAGAAAAUGGCGCGACUCACCGACGAGAACACCGUGAUUAUUGGACACGGCUUGGAGAACGAUCUCAAUGUGUUGCGGAUUGUCUAUCCCAAAAUUGUGGACACAGCAGUGCUGUUUUCAGAGAAGACAGUCGACCCUCGUCGCAAAGAUCCGCUGAAAAAACUUGCAUGGCGGUUUUUGAGCAAGAACAUCCAGGGUGGGCAGCAUGAUUCGUUGGAAGACGCGAUUAUACCACUUGAGAUUGUCAAGAAACAAAUAGAGAAAAUGCCUCCUACUUCCGUCUGAUGUAGUCCAUGAUUAGUUCCUGGUUUUGGGCAAGGAUUUUCAUCAGUCUGCUAUUCUCGAGCAGAAGUUCUUUAAGCUCGGUGUCAGUGCUUACUCUCUUGUUCUGUUUUGGAGACAGGAAAACGUUUUCGUUGGCGCCCUCUCGUUUAGACAGUUUUGAGGAGCUUGUUUUCGUGGCGCUCUGGAAAUUCAGCACAGUCGGCCGGUCGCCAUUAGUACUGGUGUGCCUUGAGUUGAUCCUCCGCAUCGUUGACAGUGGUGUCAGCGAGAUGGGAGUCGUGGCUGUGCGUUUGCGCGGAGGAGAAGUUGCAGCACGCUUCAUUCGACGCUGUUCGAGGUGUCUCGUAGGGGUGAAUGUGGGGAAAGGGUGUACCUGCUGUUUUGACGGAGAGCUCAUUUAAUAAAUAUAAAUAAAUAAAACCAUAGAUCUGGG